Messenger RNA from Papaver somniferum (opium poppy), 786 nucleotides. RefSeq lists its product as uncharacterized. Gene Ontology annotation, molecular function: nucleic acid binding. Bases 1 to 786 code for a protein of 261 amino acids. The record is from RefSeq and is a predicted model, not a curated record. The transcript has 2 exons. Lineage: Eukaryota; Viridiplantae; Streptophyta; Magnoliopsida; Ranunculales; Papaveraceae.
AUGGAUCUAUUUGGUCCCACCCAACAAGCAACUGUUGGAGGAAAGAAAUGUGCUUUAGUAAUGGUAGAUGAUUACACACGAUUCACAUGGAUUGCUUUUCUAAAGCACAAAAAUGACACUCUUGAGGAGUUCAAGAUUAUUGUGAGAUUCUCUAGAGGUGGUGGUGCUGAUAAGACUCUUUUCACCAAAUUGAAUGGAAAGAAUGUACUUGUUGCACAAAUUUAUGUUGAUGACAUCAUCUAUGGGUCCACCUCAAAAUCUCUCACAGAUGAGUUCAUAAAUAUUAUGAGUGGGGAAUCCGAAAUGAGUAAUGUUGGAGAACUAUCAUAUUUUUUAGGUUUGCACAUACAACAGCAAAAAGACAACAUUUUUCUUUCUCAAGAAAAAUAUGCCAGGAAUUUAGGUGAGAAAUUUGAGCUAAAGGAUACAACUCUUAUGGCAACGCCAAUGCCAACUACUGGAAAACUUCAGUCUAGUCCAGGUGAAAAAUACGUAGACCAGAAAUUGUACCGAUCCAUGAUAGGAAGUCUAUUGUACUUCACUGCAAUAAGGCCGGAUAUUGCUUUCAGCGUAGGAUGUUGCGCCAAGUUUCAAGCAAAUCCUACAAAAUCACAUCUAAAAGCUGUAAAAAGGAUCAUAAGAUAUGUUAAUGGCACCCUGGAUUAUGGUUUAUCGCAUUCAAUGGUUACGAAUAACAGUCUUGAUGUUGAUUGGGUAGGAUGUGUAGAAGAUCGCAAAAGUACAACUGGUGCUUGUUUCUAUGUUGGUCAAAACCUUGUGGCCUAG